GCGGCGGAGCGGCCCUCCCCGGGGCGCAGCCUUCCAGGGACGCGGGGGUCCCCGGCUCCGAGGCCCAAGGCUCGGCUCCCCGGCCGCUGGUCUGCGGAGCGCCUCCCCGCGAGCUGCCACGCCCUGGGCCCCGGGCCUCCGCGGCUGCUCCCGGCCGGCUCUCGAGGCUCCGGGCGGAGGGACCUGGGCCACUUGGAGGGACGCCAGUGCGCGUGGCGGGCCAGGUCGCCGCCCCUGCGAUCCGUUCUGUCCUGCCCCCGGGCGCUGUAAGCUUCGGGGGGUGGCCUGGUUGUCACCGUGCGCCAAGGAGAAGCUGGGACUAGUGUCAGCACGCUGGUGGACCCACAGCAGGCCCGGAGGAUCGCACAGUCCUGGCGGGAAAAGGGCCGGUGGUGGUCCCCUGGGUAACAAAGGACAGACAGUGGUUUAGCCUGCUGGAGAAGAUGGAUGACAGAUCUGCGCCAGUCCCGAUGCAGGGCAAAGAUGGGAUGUUAGCUGGAGCAGCUCUCAUGUGCCCUUCGGCCCACUCAUCUUCUACCCAGCACGUAGAGGCAGCAGGCUUCCAUUCCCAUCAGGCUUGGAUGAAAGCCCUUCUCCCUGACGUCUCAGAACACACCUGACUCUGGUUCAGCAGCAGCCAGCUGGGACUUCAGGCGCAGAGCUGAGACACGGCAGCGAAAUGACGAUGACAUCAACUGAAGUGUGUUGAAGUGGUGGACACUCACCCAGCCUUUGCUCCCUCCAUCUUGUUGAACCUGUGCCUUCCAUACUUCUGAGCUGCUGUGGAUGGCUCCGGCUGGCUUGACUACUCUUCCCAAUAGGAUGUCACUGAGAUCGCUCAAAUGGAGCCUCCUGCUGCUGUCCCUGCUGAGCUUCCUGGUGAUGUGGUACCUCAGUCUUCCCCACUACAAUGUCAUUGAGCGUGUGAACUGGAUGUACUUUUAUGAGUACGAGCCAAUUUACAGACAAGACUUUCGCUUCACACUGCGGGAACAUUCCAACUGCUCUCAUCAGAACCCAUUCCUGGUCAUCCUGGUGACCUCGCAUCCCUCAGAUGUGAAAGCCAGACAAGCAAUUAGAGUUACUUGGGGUGAAAAAAAGGCCUGGUGGGGAUAUGAGGUUCUUACUUUUUUCUUAUUAGGCCAGCAGGCUGAAAAGGAAGACAAAAUGUUAGCGCUGUCCUUAGAAGAUGAGCACCUUCUCUAUGGCGAUAUUAUACGGCAGGAUUUUUUAGACACAUACAAUAACUUGACCUUGAAAACCAUUAUGGCUUUCAGGUGGGUGAUUGAAUUUUGCCCCAAUGCCAGGUACGUCAUGAAAACAGACACUGACGUUUUCAUCAACACCGGCAAUUUAGUCAAGUACCUUUUGAACCUAAACCACUCAGAGCAGUUUUUCACAGGUUAUCCCCUAAUUGAUAACUACUCCUAUAGAGGGUUUUUCCAGAAAAACCAUAUUUCGUAUCAGGAGUACCCUUUCAAGGUGUUUCCCCCCUACUGCAGUGGGCUGGGCUACAUUAUGUCUGGUGACCUAGUGCCAAGGAUCUAUGAAAUGAUGAGUCACGUGAAACCCAUCAAGUUUGAAGAUGUUUAUGUGGGGAUCUGUUUGAAUUUGUUAAAAGUGGACAUUCAUAUUCCGGAAGACACAAAUCUUUUCUUUCUUUAUAGAAUCCACUUGGAUGUGUGUCAGCUCAGACGGGUGAUUGCAGCCCAUGGCUUUUCUUCCAAGGAGAUCAUCACAUUUUGGCAGGUUAUGCUGAGGAACACUACAUGCCAUUACUAAGGCCGUACUUCAUACUUCUAGGGGAGGGAGGAUGCUUUGGAGAGCGGGUCAGAAUUCAGUGUGCUGGAUUCCUAACUGAGACUCAUAGAGCAUGCCGAGACUGGAGCUCCAAGGCAUAAACUUACAAGUGAUUUGUUUUCACAAAAUCUAACUUGAUCCUUUAAAUGUGAUGGAGGGGUUCAACAUACAGCAGACGAAGGGUUCUGCUAGGAAGUCAAAGGAACAAGCAGUCUGGAUGACUCAGUUUAUAGAUGAGAAUCUCGUAAGAUUUCCCUGAAAGAAAAGCUAACUAACCCACAGCAACAAAACAGUAUGGAGUUGUAUUUAUUAGAUAGUCUAGUCACAUAAUGGUUCAGUGUGUAUCUUAGGUGGUUGUUAUUAAGAUAUAUAUAUAUAUAUAUAUAUAUAUAUAUAUAUAUACACAUACAUAUAUAUUUCUUGUAGAAAGCUUUAAAGAAGUUAUACUGAAGAAAAUUUUAUUUGUAUUGUUUUCAUUCACAAAAUACUUGACAAUGUGGUAUUUCAGAGUUAUCAAAUAGUAUUUAAUGUUACUUCAGUUUUCUAAGUGUUUAAAGGUUAUGGUGGCUUCAGUAUUAUUAUAUAGUGAAUCACCUUUCAUAUUUGAGUUUUAUUUUCCCCACUGAUCAGUUUAACUUUGAAAGUCCCAUUAAUGUGACAUCAUAGCUUAUUACUGACUGUCAGUAAUCUGUUGAACUUCGUUGCAUAUUUUAUUGUAUGGAGAAUUAAAGCAAGAGAAUUCGA
Peromyscus eremicus (cactus mouse) is the source of this 2544-nucleotide messenger RNA. RefSeq names its product beta-1,3-N-acetylgalactosaminyltransferase 1 (globoside blood group) (gene B3galnt1). The transcript is spliced from 4 exons. NCBI's taxonomy places the organism in Eukaryota, Metazoa, Chordata, Mammalia, Rodentia, Cricetidae. The record is from RefSeq and is a predicted model, not a curated record. Gene Ontology annotation, cellular component: membrane. The coding region runs from base 787 to 1782 and encodes 331 amino acids. Gene Ontology annotation, molecular function: N-acetyl-beta-D-glucosaminide beta-(1,3)-galactosyltransferase activity.